AUGCGCAAUGUCACGGGACGAACAACCGAUUUGCUGAUUCAAUCGCUUAUACCCAAUGUCGCCUCCAUCACUACACGGCUCACCACUCGCGUGUCGUCGUCGUCGUCGUCGUCUUCUCCAUUGUCUCGUAUUGCUCGAUGCAGCGGCUGUGGUUGUCCAAUACGCACGUCAACAGUAAACCGACCAUUUUGGAGCGACAUGUCUCGACGAUGGAUAACGACAAGCCAUAGCAACAACCACAGUGUUGUAGCAGCAGCCAAAUUGGAUCCGAUUCAGUACUUGAAUGUGUCAAUAAGCGAGCUAUUACUCAAGGGACGAGCUGCCGAUGCGUUAUACAGGUACAUGCGACUUGUUCAGUAUCACAAGAGGAUGCCGCCACACGAGACUUUGUAUCAACUAUGCCAUGGAUUGUAUCGAUCACACAAUUUGAGGGGACUAUACGCCGUUCAUGAUACCCUUUUGCUUUACUAUAAGGAACGACCCAUGUCCCGACGACGACGACGCAUCAUGCUCUAUCUCAAUACAAUGAUCAUCAACCUCGUCUCCAAAUCAUCAUCACGUCAACUAUCACAUCGCCAUCAAAUCGCUGAACCUCCAACGCGUAUCAUUGAACAGCUAUGUCGUGAAAUGACGGAUCUCAAGCUGACACCAACAAAACAUGUGGCCGUAUUCAAUUCAAUUCUCAAUAUGCUUGUACAACAUGGUCAAGUGGAUAAUGCGUGGAUAUUAUUCGAUCACAUGCGACAAGAUGAUAUCAAUCCAAGUGCACGUACCUAUUCCAUCAUGCUCAAGACAGUUGCACAAACCAAGGAUUUACAUGCAGCAGAUCAAUUGUUGGAGGAUAUGCAUCAACGUGGGAUUGCUACGGAUCAAGCAAUUGUGGGUGGGCUGGUCACUGCCCUAUGUCGUCGUAAUGCAUUUACAACCGCUCAACGUCUUGUCGAUCAAAUGUACUAUUACAGCAAUGGUGAUCCUAGGCUUAUGAGCACCGAGACACGAGCACGACUCUUGGCAUACAUCUCAAAAUGGGAGAAACAAAGGCACAAGAAACGUUUGCGAUUGAAAGCUUGGUCCAAGAAUGCAAAGCGAAGAAAGCAGCAGCAUCAGGAUAGCACAAACACACAUCUCGAGGAGGAAAUAAAGGUGUAA
Lichtheimia ornata is the source of this 1149-nucleotide messenger RNA. RefSeq lists its product as uncharacterized. Lineage: Eukaryota; Fungi; Mucoromycota; Mucoromycetes; Mucorales; Lichtheimiaceae. The transcript has a single exon. Gene Ontology annotation, molecular function: protein binding. The coding region runs from base 1 to 1149 and encodes 382 amino acids. The record is from RefSeq and is a predicted model, not a curated record.